Ictidomys tridecemlineatus (thirteen-lined ground squirrel) is the source of this 4052-nucleotide messenger RNA. The record is from RefSeq and is a predicted model, not a curated record. Lineage: Eukaryota; Metazoa; Chordata; Mammalia; Rodentia; Sciuridae.
AUGGGAGUUAAAGGUUAUCCUAGGGCUUGUGGCAUUUCUGGGGUACAAGGUGAUCCUGGGCUUCGUGGUGGCUUCCCUGGAUUCGGGACGAUCCAGGGGUUCAUGGCGUCCCCGGGACUCGAGGGGAUCUCAGGGUUUGCGGUGUCCCUGGGGCUCACGGCUUCUCCAGCGCUCAAAAAGAAGGGAGCUCAAGAUUAUAUUAUUAUUACUAUUGAAGAUGAGAAUGAGAACAAUGUUGAUGAUGAUGAUGAUGAUGAUGAUGAUGAUGAUGAUGAUGAUGAUGAUGUAGUGGUAAUAGAGGAUUCUGAAACAGAGAUUGCUCCAGACACAUCCACUGAGGACACAUCGUCCAUACAACCAAGUUUUCAAAGCCAUGAUGAUAACUAUCAGCAGCCAUCCCAAAUGGCAUAUGGUAUUGAAGGUGCUGUAGUCCCAGGUGAACAAGCAUUUUCACUAAUGAAUCGUCCAGCAAAUUUAAAAAGAUACAGUGCUAACUCAGUGGGGCUGGAUUUUAUGCCAUUGCAGAAAAGAGGACGAUCAUCUACUCCAAGAGACAAUAAUAUGGGGAGCAAUGUAUCUGGAGCUUUCUAUGAUGGAAAUCCUCGACAUCAACUUAGGGAACUUCAGCACUACUGCGAGGGUUUGCAAGAACUUAUUGAAAACACAAAUAGGCAGGUUAACCAGCUUUGUGGAAUCAUUUCAAAAAUGCAGCAGUCUUGGGAGAAAUCACCAAUGCAAAAGUGUGGAAACUGCAGCACAUCCGUGCCAACGGAAAACUGGGCGAACUGUGCCCAGGAGGAACCUGUAGGAGCAUCUAAUCAGCCUGAAGCGUGCCUUGAACUACAGCAGCCUGAUCACCAGGAGACUUCAUCCCUUCCCAGGAUUGUCUCCACACAUUCGUUGCAGCCAUGUCUCCUGCCAGAGAGCCCACUUCCUGGUCUCACUAUAGUAUCCUGCAUUUUCAGCGGAGGUGUGGAAAGUACCAACAAUGUCAUCCCACCUGCCCAGCCUGACAUAGCAGCACCUAUAGCAGUUCUGCCACCAGGAGAAACCAGCGUGGCCAGUAGCCAUGUUGAGAUGGAUUACCUGGCCGUUGUGGGGAAUGAGGGCAUGAAUCCAGAUGCUACCUUGCCGUGUGUCUGCAUCCCUCCCAAUUUUGAUAUGCCAGGAAUAGAAGAAGCCAGCCUGGAAAACAACCCUGAGAUAAUGAAUUGCCCUGCUGUAAUGGGAAAUGACAAUGACCAACAUUCUUCUUCUCCAUCGAAUACCAUUGAAAAAGUUGUACUGAUAGAAAUGCCGGGAAAAGCAGAAGCUAACCUGGAUGGCAAUUGUCAGACAAUAUAUUACCCAGCUUUAUUGGGAAAUAUCACUGACUCAGAAUCUGCUUCUUCAUCUAUCUCCAUCUCCUCCAAUCUUGUGCUGGGGGUUGAACCCAGGGUCUCACACAUGCCAGUAAUUGAAAAGGUUAUACUGAUAGAAAUGCCAGUUAAUAUAGAAGCCAGCCUGGAAAACAACCCUCAGGCAAGGAAUAACUCAGUUUCACUGGAAAAUGAUGAAGGCCAAGAUCAUGCCUCUUCAUCUCUUGUCAUCCGUCCCAGUUGUGAAAUAUCAAACCAAGAAGAAACUGGCCUGGAAAAGGACCCUCAGGUGAUGAACAACCCUUCUUUAUUGGAAAAUGGUAGUGACCAAGCUACUUCUUCAUCUUUUUGUCUUCCUGCCAGCAUUGAAUCUGGCCCAGAAAUAGGACCUGAAACAAUGAAUCGCCCAACUCUAAUGGAAAAUGGCAGCAACCAAGAUAAUAAUGCAGCAUCUCCCUUCAUGAAUCCUGGUUUUGAUACCAAAACUAUAGACAAAAAUAAAGACCCUGCCAACCCCAAUAUACCAGCGUCUGCAAACUUGAAUGAUGGAAGGAAUGGUGAUGGUGGCAAGGGCAGUUCUCAGUUGCUUCGGCAGAUAACUGCCUCAGAAACAAGAGAUAAUGGGAAUUCUGAGCAGAACAGAUAUUUUGGAAAUCCAUCUAGAAAUAUACAGAUACCACAAUCAGUAAUGGAGGUGGCAAGAGCCAAGCCUCGCCCAGAGCUGUCAGCCAGAUACCUUAUUCGCAACCUGUUCACAGAAGAAGUGCUGAUCAGAAGUAAUGUCUAUGGCAGUGUGGGGCGUGGCAUGUGUGCCCUUAACCCCAAUAGGAUUAAUGCUCUCCGAGAGUUUCUCCAGGACAACUAUAAGACAUGUGAUCUAUCGGAAACUGGAUAUGAUUGGAAGCUGUGUGUGACAGCCAUCAACAGCUGUAUCCGAAGUCUUAGACAUGACUUCAAGAAGUCCACGGCCAAAUCUCAGAAGUUUCCAGCAGUGGCUUCUUCCACAGAGUCAGAGCAAAGAGAUUCUGACCUCACCGACUCAAGCACUUAAACAUCAACCAUCCCACUUUGUUUAAAAUGUUAGAUCUUUCUAUAAGUUCCCCAAGUUAUAAUUCCCAAAUUAGCCUAUUAUAGCAACAAAGUAGUUUUGCAUUUAUGCCUGAAAAAAUGGCCAAGCUUUUUUUUCUGCCUGCAAGGGUUGCUGAAUUGUAGUAGGAAGAUAUGAAUGUUUUGUCUCCGGACAAAGUGAUUGGCAAUAUGCUGCCACAAAUCUCUGAUUGAGGGAAUAGUAGGAAACUUUUCCCUAAAAAUCAUUCUCUUUGCUGUUUGAAUGCACAACAAUAAUAAUAUGCUUUAGCACUUAAUGAUAAGCAAAAUCUGAGCAUUAGUAAAGCACAUAUAGAUAGGUAGGAAGCUAUAGUUGGAGGUGUAAAUCACAAUUUGCUUAGUAAGUUUUUUGUAGUAGACAUUCCGUAUUUGCCAAGUGACUUGAAACUACAGAGCUUAGGUGUGAACUCUGCUGAUUUAGAAGGGAGAUAUGGUUUAAAUAUGUACAAAACACCCAAAGUGGCUUUAUUAUAUAUCCAUCAAAAUCCUAGGAUUGGUAUCACAUUUGUUUGACCUAAGCCUUCCAGAGACAAGACCCAUGUUCUUUUGAUUUACUUUUAAUAAGAAUAACAUUCUUUUAAUUAUCAUUGUUUUUUGUCAAAGAAGUUCACUCAAGGUGGGACUCUCUGUCUCCUCCUAAGUGAUUUUAAUUUAAGAAUAUGUCACUAUGAACAAUAAAAAUCUAACCAAAUUCAGACACUGACAUUAUUCUUCGUUUUCAAAGUGUCUGGGUGAAGGUUUUCGUAUGUUUGUCAUGUUUUACUGAUAGAUUCUACUAUUUGGAGUGCAUAUGUCUUUAAAUUUUAACAAUGUUUAAAUGAAAGAAAAUAUUGAUCAGAAAUUUAAUUAGAUAAAAGUGAUCUUUAAGGAUAUUGGUGGGACUAUUGGAAAUUUUUUAAAAUUUCAUUUUACUCAUGAAGGGCUUUAUUUUUAACCUAAAUCCCUUAUUUUGAAGAAAAUUCUUUUUAAAUUUUGAAAUAGGGUCUUGCUAAAUUGCUGAGGGUCUUGCUAAGUUGAUGAGGCUGGCCUUGAACUUGGCGAUCCUCUGCCUUGGCUCUCCAACUCUUUGGAAUUAUAGGUGUGUGCCACUGCACUUGGCCCUAAGAAAAUUCUGGAAUGUCAUAGUCAUAGGAAGUAUGUGUAAUUUCAUUGUUUAAGAAAUAUUUUGUCAAUUGUAAUGCUAUCUUGAAUCUUUCAGCCUAACAAGCAAUUUUUUUCCUUGUAAGACUUAAACUAACUGACCUUAAGUAACUUCAGUUUUCUGAUAAAAUAGAGAAAGCAAUUCAAUAGAAAUCAUGUCCGCUAGUCACUCGGUCACAUACUAUAAUUUGUGGGAAAAUUGACAUCUUAUUUUUGUGAUGUGAGAUAUUUUAAGAUGCUUUUAUGUGACUGAUUUAUAGAAUUGUGCUUUCCUAUGAUACAUCUUUUGAAAAUUAAAUUCAGUUUUUAGAAUAUUUUAGUGAAAUACAGGGUAACUUUAUGAAGAUAAGAUAUAAAAGAAUUAUUUUAGGAGCCUGGGGAGAUAGCUCAGUAGUAUAGCACAUACUUAGCAUGAACAAGGACCUGGAUUCAAUCCCAGCACCCCUC